Molecule: messenger RNA, 4459 nt
Organism: Durio zibethinus
Lineage: Eukaryota; Viridiplantae; Streptophyta; Magnoliopsida; Malvales; Malvaceae
Source: RefSeq, a predicted model, not a curated record
CAUCAAUGAUGCCAUGUCCCACUACCAUCAAUAGAUCAGUUUUCUUCAAGGAAAAAAAAAAAAAAUUGACCGAGCACAAAAAAGAAAAGUAAACGUGUGACUUGAAGGCAUUGCGCACCCGACUCCCAACAAAAGGAAAAGAUGCUUGGGCCCUUGUCUAGCUGUCUUCCACUAAGGAUUUGAGCAAGUAAAAUGAUAAUAACGGUGAUAAAAGAGAAUCCAAAGAAAUUAAACAAGUCUUUGAUCAAACUUUUCUCUGUAGUUUCAAUCAGUCACGAAAAUUUCAAGCACAACUUCUCAAUAUUUAAUUUUCAAUUUCCAAGUUGAUCCAUCAACAAUUUUUCUCUUCUACUUCACAAUUGGCUCUCAAAGUAAUUAAGAUCAUCAAAGAAUGGCUGCUGAAUUUGCUGCCUCUGGUGCUGCCAAUGCUGUAGGAAACCUCGCAACAGAAUAUGCAUCACCUUAUGUUGGUUACUUUUUUCGAUUUGGGAAAAUUGUUGAAGAAUUCAAGAAUAGGAGAAAAGAACUUGAAUUGAAAAGUGAUCGGGUAAAAAAUGAUGUCGAAGAGGCUAGAAGGCAAAAUGAGGUAAUUGAGAAGGAUGUCCAAGACUGGCAACAAAGGGCAGAGACAGAACUGAAAGAAACCCAGAGUUUGGAAGCUGAAAUAGAACGUAAGAAGUGUUUCAAUUGGUGUCCAAGUUGGGGUUGGCGAUACUGCUUAAGUAAGAAAGUGGCAAAGAAGACGAUUUCUAUCAAUAAACUUCUUGAGAGUUGUAACUUUCCAAGGGUGGGCCACCUUGCUCCUCUUCAGGGGAUAGAAUUCUUCCCCUCUAAAGAUUUCAUGCCUAAUGAGUCUUCAAAGUUUACUUUCAAUGAGAUCAUCAAGGCUCUAAAUACCGAUGGUGUGAACAUGAUUGGAUUGUAUGGAAUGCCAGGGGUGGGCAAAACAACUUUGGCAAAAGAAGUUGGGAAGCAUGCUAAAGAGCAAAAUCUCUUUCACAAAGUUGUGAUGGCUACAAUGUCCCAAACGCCAAACAUCAACAAAAUUCAAGAUAAAUUUGCAGAAUUAUUAGGUUUGAAAUUUAAAGCAAGCACGGAAGAAGGAAAAGCAGAAGAGUUACGGCUGAGAUUGCUAGGCGUGAACAAGAUCCUCAUAAUUAUUGAUGAUGUUUGGGAUGAUUUUAAAUUGCGGACUAUAGGUAUUCCAUUCGGUGUUGAACACGAGGGUUGCAAAAUUCUUCUGACUACACGUGAUCCACAAGUCUGUGUUCGAAUGGAUUGUCAACAGAUAUUUAAACUCAACAUCUUAUCCAAAUGUGAAGCAUGGGCUCUGUUCAAAGAUACUGCUCGUCUAAAAGAUGUUUCUUCGAGAUUGAAUGAUGUAGCCAAGGAGGUUGCUAGUGAAUGCAAGGGUUUGCCUCUUGCAAUUGUAACAAUCGGAAAAGCUUUAAAAGGUGCAAAUCUAGAUGGGUGGCAAGCAGCAAAUAAGCGACUCAAGGACUCAAGACAUUUAGACAAUGAAGAGGUUUCUCAAGACAUCUACAACUGCCUUAAGCUGAGUUAUGAUUAUUUGAAGGGAGAUAAUAUUCGAACAUGUUUCUUGCUGUGUUCCCUUUUUCCAGAAGAUUGGGAUAUUGAGAUUGAGGAGUUGAUUAUGUUUGCAAUUGGUUAUGGAUUAUUUUCUAAUAUUAACUUAAUUGAAGACUUGCGGAGAGAAAUUCGUGAAGCACUAAGAAAACUCCAAGAUUCUGGUUUGUUACUGAGAAAUGAUGAUGAUGAAAGAUAUGUAAGAAUGCAUGACGUGGUUCGUGAUUUUGCUCAUUGGAUUACAUCUACAGGGAAAAAUAUAUUCAUGGUAAAAGAGGGGUUGAUGGAAUGGCCUCUAAGAGAAAGUUGUGGAUCUCAUACAGCAAUCUCCUUUUGGAACAGCAACAUAAAUAUUUUUCCUGAAAAAUUAAAAUUUCCAAAACUCAAAAUUUUGAUUUUUACAGGAAAGAUUUUAGUGAAAGAUCCAAUUGCAUUUGUUGAAGGAAUGAAAGCCCUCCAAGUUUUGCAUCUCAAAAAUGUCAUUUUCUCAAUAGAAGUACUUAAAUUGAUAACAAAUCUUCGAACUCUGUGCCUUGUAGAAUGCGAGUUGGAGAAUAUCUCAUCAUUGGCAAAUAUGAAAAACCUUGAGAUUCUUGCCUUUUCUGAUACUAAUAUUUAUGAGGUACCUGAAGAAUUAGUGGCACUGCGUAAAUUGAAAUCGCUACAUUUUUCUCACUCUAGAGGCAAAAAGUUAAAUUUUCCCCCUACUUUGCUAUCAAGGUUGACAUCGCUCCGAGAGCUACACGUGACAUGUGAAAACAAUGUUAACUUACUGGAGUUGAAUUCAUUGUCUCGUUUGACUGGGCUGUCACUGAGAGUUUCUACAGCUCAAUGUUUUCCAGAAAACCUUGUGUUCCCUAAACUACAAAGCUACAAUAUAGCUGUAAAUGAAGAUCUUCGAUUUAUGCAGGAGCUUAACUCUAGAACCUUGGAAAUUACUGAAUUCUCAUCUUCAUUAAGUGCAUUCGAGAAGUUGCUUUGCAGUGUGGAAAAGUUGGCUUUGAAGAAUGUUAUGGGACACAAAAAUAUUGUCCCAAACAUAGAUCCAAAGUGCGUAGGUGAAUUAACUUCUCUUUGGCUUCAAAAGUGCGAUGAUAUGGAAUGCUUGGUGGACACAACAGGAGAGAAGGGACCAACUGCAUUCUCUAAUUUGGUGAAAUUAAGAAUGAUGGAAAUGGCUUGUUUGAAAGAGUUGUGCCAUGGUCCGCCUCCGAUUAGCUUCUUACAAAAGUUAAAAGAUGUGACCAUUGAAUAUUGUACGAGGUUGAAAGUGGUAUUUGAAAUGGAUGGUCUUCUUGAAAAGGAAGAAAUUAGUCAGACGCUGCUACUCUCAAAUUUAACAAGCUUGAAUCUAUCGUCUUUACCAGAAUUGGAGAGUAUAUGGAAAUCACAAUCAACCCAUCAAUAUCAUGCAAGCCUCCGAAGUCUGAAGGUUGUAAACAUUUCGUGGUGUGAUGAAUUGAAAGCGAUCUUCCCGCCUUGCCUUGCUCAAAGUUUGUUGCAUCUACAAGAACUUGAAAUAUUUGAGUGCGAUAGAUUAGAACAAGUCUUUGAUUUUCCCCAAGAAGUGGGAGAGCUUGAGGUACGACCACUCUCUAAUUUAACUUCUUUGGAGCUAACCUCAUUACCAGAAUUGAAGUGGAUAUGGAAAGGGCCCACCCAUCUUGUUAACCUCCAAAGUCUUAAGACUAUGAGAAUAUGGGAAUGUGCGAAACUGGCAUAUCUCUUUUCGACUCCCCUUGCUCAAAGUUUGGAGCAUCUAGAAGAACUCGAAAUAAAAGAUUGCGGCUUUUUGGAACAUGUAAUCUUCGGAGAAGCAGAAAAUGAGGAUCAAAUAGUUUCAAACGUGGAUGGCUAUCCUUUCCGCUGGCCUAAGUUGAGAACUCUCAAGAUAAUUAAUUGCGGAAGAUUGAAUUAUGUGUUUCCAAUCACUUUGGCUCAAGGACUUCCUUAUUUGGAAUCUGUUGAGAUAACUGAUUGUUCUCAACUAAAGCAGGUCUUCAAUAUGACAAAGGACAAGGGUGGACGUCCACUACAAGACAUUGUGCUACAGAGAUUGCAAUUUUUAAGGCUUAAAAAUUUAGAGAAGUUGAGUAGUUUUUGUCCAGAAAAUUUUGUCAUGUCAUUAUCUUUGAAGAUGUUCGAAGUUUUCAGUUGUCCCCAAUUAACUGAGUUUAAGACGUUGCAGGCCAAUUUAAAGGAUGUCAGAAUACUUGCCAUGGAUGGAAUCAUGUAUCACAAAAAUCUCAUUCCAAGCGUAGAUCCACAGGGACUAAAUGAAUUAACUUUUCUUACACUUAGAGAUGAUAAAGAGCUGGAAUGCUUGAUUGAUACAGCAGAUCAAGGCCAUGUCUCAACCGUUCCACUGCUGCCAAAUUUAACAAGUUUGAAGCUAAAGUCAUUACCAGAACUGAAGUGGAUAUGGAAAGGGCCAACCCAUCAUGUCUGCUUCCAAAGCCUCAAGGUUGCAGUAAUUAGUCGCUGCAAUAAAUUGAAAUAUCUCUUCUCACCAUCACUUGUUCAAAGCUUGGUGAUGCUAGAACAACUCAAGAUAGAAUACUGCGAUGAACUGGAACACAUUGCCACAGAGUUGGAAAUUGAUGAUAAUAUAGAAUCAGACAGUGGCCUUCUCCAUCCUCCGCCCUUGCCAAAAUUGACAUCUCUUGAAAUACAUGGUUGUCCAAGACUACAAUAUGUCUUCAAUGUGGCAAAAGAAAAUAAUGGAGUUGAUAAUGCCAUUCUGCCACCAUCAUUGGAGAAGUUAACCAUAGUGGUUUGUCCUCGAUUUGCAAAGUUCAUUAUUCAACAAGCAGUCCACAAAGGGCUUCAACUAAAGGUAAUUUUGUACUCCUUUCCUUACAUUAUGCUUUGA